Molecule: messenger RNA, 408 nt
Organism: Lactuca saligna
Lineage: Eukaryota; Viridiplantae; Streptophyta; Magnoliopsida; Asterales; Asteraceae
Source: the annotation of a GenBank genome assembly
AUGAUUGUCUUCCUUCCUCUGUUGGCAUUUGAAGUAACCAUUCUUGCUGACAAUUUCAGAAUGUGCAAGGCCGUAUUACCUAGAGAUGAUGAAAGUGUGAGUGAUGAUGCAAUAUGGGAGACACUUCCUCAUUUCUGGGUUGCUAUAUCCAUGGUUUUCUUCAUUGCUGCCACUGUCUUCACCCACCUGAAGUUAUGUGGUUUUGUAGAUGCUUUAGGCUGGUGGGACCUACUCAUUGAUUUUGGGUAUAUUUCUUUUGACAGUUUUUUUCCAUCUUUCCUUUACUAUAGGUUUACCAUGAGUCAGACAAGAGGAGAACCAAUCAAUAGUAGUCCUGCAUUUGAGAAUAUAAGUGCAGGUGCUUCACUUGUUGUUGUGGAUGUUAUCAGAAAAGGUGUAGCUGCAUAA